Messenger RNA from Pleuronectes platessa (European plaice), 3745 nucleotides. RefSeq names its product DCN1, defective in cullin neddylation 1, domain containing 4 (S. cerevisiae) (gene dcun1d4). Gene Ontology annotation, cellular component: ubiquitin ligase complex. Bases 789 to 1658 code for a protein of 289 amino acids. Gene Ontology annotation, molecular function: ubiquitin-like protein binding; ubiquitin conjugating enzyme binding; cullin family protein binding. NCBI's taxonomy places the organism in Eukaryota, Metazoa, Chordata, Actinopteri, Pleuronectiformes, Pleuronectidae. The transcript is spliced from 11 exons. The record is from RefSeq and is a predicted model, not a curated record. Gene Ontology annotation, biological process: positive regulation of ubiquitin-protein transferase activity; protein neddylation.
CCGUGUUAUUCGCUGGUUUCUUUGUAUUUGCCAGUGCUGUUUUGGUCGACAACAAAGGAGGGAUCGCUAAUGUAUUAUCAGCUGUUUCUGACAAGCGACUUUAGCCACUGGGGUUAGCCUUCAGUUGUUUUGUUUUGCGGUAGCCGUGCUCACUUCAGAGCCGCCGACAUUAGUUAAACCGAGGAGGUUUUCGAUGCUAAACGUAGCAUCGUGAUCUUUGCACUCCUCGUUACUCAGGGUCUACUCUGCGGGUCCACUCCAACUUGGCAUCAGCGUGAUUUCACUGAAUUCCUGCAUUAUCUGUUCAGCUGCGGAACACUACAGAGGAUGAAAAUUGUGACGCAGUUGUGUAAAACAUCGUUCGUUGCCUGCUGCAGCGGCGCCGCGGGGCUUUGCGGCACCUACUUAAGCUGCCGCAAAACCUAUGCGCCACCCUUGUGUGCCAGGAGCCUUGUAUAGCUAGAUUUAAAAAUGACAAAACCAUGUAAAACGCAUUCAAUCAGUUGAGGUAAAUGUUGCGGGGUAGAGGGGUCAGAAAGAAAUAGUUGUUUUGCCGAGGUUUGGGAGUUGUAGUUCAGUGUCGCGGGCACAGACGAGGUCUCAGAGGCCUCCAUGGCGGAAGUGGACUACAACGCCCAAGCGCCCUGCUCUCCAGAUACUUUGUAAACUCUGUGCAAGUUGCGCGUCUGCACUGCUAUUUUAGGUAUGCAGCUAGUGCUAUCUAUCCGACUGUGUGUUGCUUUGCCUGCUUCUGGCCUCUAGAAAUAUAUGAGCCACCUCGGUGUUUGAUGACAGCCCCUCCACGACUAUGCUUACAUGACAUUUGGCAACAAGAUUUUCAGCUGAAUUCCCACUUGAGUACACUGGCCAGCAUCCAUAAGAUCCACCACACGUUGCACAGGCUGAACCUGACAGAAGACGUUGGGCAGGAUAGCCACCCCCCAGCUUGUUGCUCCAGAGCCAUGCCUCCUAGGAAAAAGAGGAGACCCUCUUCUGGAGAUGACAUGUCAGCCAAGAAAAGUCGCCAGGACAGUGUUUUCAGAAAACAUGAAACUUCACAAAUUCGAGAGGAAGAGACGUUUUCUAGCAAAAGAUGCUUGGAGUGGUUCUAUGAAUAUGCAGGCUGUGACGAUGUGGUGGGUCCAGAAGGCAUGGAGAAGUUCUGUGAGGACAUCGGAGUGGAACCAGAGAAUGUGGUGAUGCUGGUUCUUGCUUGGAAGCUGGAUGCCCAGAGUAUGGGAUAUUUUACUCUCCAGGAGUGGCUGAGAGGCAUGGGCUCACUGCAGUGUGACUCUACAGAGAGGCUGAGGAACUCGCUCGAAUACCUGAGAUCUGUCCUAAACGACAGCACCAGUUUUAAGCUCAUUUAUAGAUAUGCUUUUGAUUUCGCUCGGGAAAAGGAUCAGAGGAGUUUGGACUUAAACACAGCAAAGUGUAUGCUGGGGCUUCUUCUGGGAAAGACGUGGCCUCUGUUUCCUGUGUUUAAUCAGUUUCUAGAGCAAUCGAAGUACAAAGUCAUCAACAAAGACCAGUGGUGCAAUGUUUUAGAGUUCAGCAGGACAAUCAACCUGGACCUCAGUAACUACGAUGAGGAUGGUGCCUGGCCGGUUUUGUUGGACGAGUUUGUGGAAUGGUACAAGGAAAGACAAAUGUCCUAGCCACAGAGCAAAAUGGAGAAAUUGAAAAAAUAUACAACUGUGACAACAACGACUUUGAGAAUCAACAACCAAUAAGUUAACAAUACAAAAAUGGUAAGGCUGUGACAGUGGGAGCUUCCUAGAAAAGGAGUGGUUCGGGCUGUGGGGUGGGACCGGGGUGGGGUUGAUGGGUUUGCAGCCUGGGUGCAUGCUGCCCAGACUGCGGAUGCGGGGGGCUGACAUUGUGGAAUUAUGUUUCCCACCUGAGAGUUGCGAAGUGGGCAAGCUUGCAGCGGUCCCCAGUGGCAUUGCUCUCUCUCACUGUGACAUGUCAUAUUGCUGUCUGUGUAAGGAUAACAUGGAAUCAUGCAUGGAUGAUGGAGGCAAAAUGGUAUUGUGUGGGAGGACCACUCCUCAACCCUUGUCUGCAGCACAGAGCAAUCAACACAAGUGACCAUUCAUGCAUUGUGUCUGAGUCUUAAACAGGGUCACUUUGACCCAGGCACAUUUAAAUAUUAUGUAUCUGUGCAAUGAACUUGAACUUAGGCUUUUCUUUCUGGAUGGAUGGCACUAACUAUUGUUUGUCAUAUUUUAAGUUGGAGUACUUUUUAAUAAGCACACUGUGUCAAAUGGUUGAUUGCAGGUUUCUUAUGCCUGUGCUGUUUACUGUUGAUUUGUGCUAGUGAUUUUUGUCCCCCCUCCGCUUUCUGUUCCCUUCUGCUGUUUUACUUUGGCUAACGCUAACAGGUUGCUAACCCCCCUGCAAAGGCCGCAGACCUCUUAACACCAAACAAAACAGCAUUGCUGCUUACUAACUCUUAUUAAAGUACAGCGGUGAGCCACUAGUGCUCUGAUCAGCAUUUAUUGGUCUGGUGACCAAUUUAUGUAUCUACGUUGUGUAGGUAAGAGUAUUAUUGUGCCUCAAACCUUGGAAGUAACUUUGUGUGUCCCACACAUGUACCAACAAACCCAAAUGUACAGUAUAUACACGUGUGAAGACACUUACAACACACACACACAUACGCACACACACAUGCUCACGUACACACACACAGACACACUUGAGUGGUCAGGGAUAUUUCAGGAUUAAUUAAGACUGUUUGGACUGUGUUAUCAGUUGACAUAGAAAUAGUUGGUGUCCAUUUUGUCUUUGUGAUAUUUGUUUUGUCUUCCUUAGUCCAAUGAUAGUUUCAGGUCUCCUCUCUAGUAGGCAUCUCUCUACACUGACAGUGUUAAUGUAACUAAAGUGGAUGACCAGUGACCUUCUCAGGACGAGGUCCUUAAGGCUUGAGUAGUACUGUAGGUUUGCUGAAAGCAUUGCUUUGUACCACCCAUAGAAUCUAAUCAAAACAAUGGACACUGACAGUUUGGAGCUGUGUGAUUAUGCUAUCCUCUCCUUUCGCCUAGUAUAAUGUUCUUGUAACACAUGUAUACAUUUUCGUCAUUGGCUGUUGUGUGAUGCUGAAUCGUCUGAAGAUUUAAUAUUUGCAUGCAUGCUCCGACAGAGCCUUUUGUGAAUGGAUGAGAUUUUUUGAAAACAUUUUUCAAAUGCGUUUUUUUGUUUUGUACAGGAAUUUGUGCAAAUGUUUUGUGCUUGAUUUUGAUAUUCCCGACCAUGUUCUCCUAAUACUGAUGAACAACAUGAUCGCGUCUAUUAAGACCUGGAACACACCUGUAACCUCACGGUGGAACAGGAGUUCCCUCCUGCAUUUCCCCACCCAUCCUACACAUCCUUACAUAUGCUGCAGAGGUGGCUGCAGCCAGUUCAAAGGAUCUUAUUUUAUUUAUUAAAAGUUCAGCAAUUUUUGCACCACACUGUCACAAUUCACAUGAAGUAUAUAUGUGAAGAUGUACAUCAGCUCCCAUGUCAUUGAAAUCCCCUGCAGCUGAAACUAUAUGAAAGCCUUUAUUGUCAUGACAAUACAUCAAUCAUCAGCAUACGUCUAAGAUCAAGGUAGUUGUUACCAGAGUUUUCUCCCAUGACAAUGCAGGAAGAUGAACUGCCUUGUCCCAACUGUAUAUAUGUAUGUAAACUAUGUAAGUGUCUAUAUGUCUGUUUUCACUAUAACCUAUCUCUAUAUACAUAAAUAAAAUGGUUUAUUAACUUA